Molecule: messenger RNA, 606 nt
Organism: Macroventuria anomochaeta
Lineage: Eukaryota; Fungi; Ascomycota; Dothideomycetes; Pleosporales; Didymellaceae
Exons: 3
Coding region: 1-606 (201 amino acids)
Biological process (GO): cytoplasmic translation; ribosomal large subunit assembly
Cellular component (GO): ribosome; cytosolic large ribosomal subunit
Molecular function (GO): RNA binding; structural constituent of ribosome
Source: RefSeq, a predicted model, not a curated record
AUGGCGGACACCAAACCCACGACCCAGAAGUUCUCCAAGGGCGAGAGGUCGAUACCGCACCACUCGCAGAAGGCCAGCAAGUACUACCCUGCUGAGGACGUCGCCGUCCCCAAGAAGGCCCGUAAGACUGCUCGCCCUGCGAAGCCCCGUGCCUCCCUUCAGCCCGGUACCGUCGUCAUCCUCCUCGCUGGUCGUUUCCGUGGCAAGCGUGUCGUUCUCCUCAAGCACCUUUCCCAGGGUGUUCUCCUCGUCACCGGUCCCUUCAAGGUUAACGGCGUUCCUCUGCGACGAGUAAACGCCCGCUAUGUCAUUGCUACCUCUACCACCGUCGACAUCAAGGGUAUCGAUGAGGGUGUCCUGAAGAAGGCCUCCGAGGAGGGCUACUUCACUAAGGACAAGGCCGCACACAAGCCUGGCGAGGAUGCUUUCUUCAAGCAGGGCGAGAAGCCCGAGAAGAAGGAGACCUCCAAGGACCGCGUUGAGGACCAGAAGGCCGUUGACAAGGCCCUCCUGGCCAACAUUAAGAAGGAGGCUCACCUCGUCGACUACCUCGCCUCGAGCUUCAGCCUCCGCACCUCCGACAGGCCACACCAGAUGCAGUUCUAA